CUGACCGCAGCACGGACAGCUUCCACCACCACCGGCUGCAUCCCCGUUCCUCAUACCCAUAACUCCUCAUCUGCUGCCAAAAGUCCUGCUCUGAACUGCUGGAGUCGUACCGCCGUCUCCUCAGCCAUUCCACCGGUUUCUGCACCUACAGUCCCUGAGAGGUUGUGGGUUUUCGGACAGUGGAGGCGAAGUCCGUUGGUCAGGGGGAGUUUCUCCCACUCUCUCCCCCUCUCCCUGCACCCAGCUCAGCAUGCCCCAGCCCCUGAGCGCCUCCACAGCUCUCUCAGCUCCACUACCAUGUGUAGAUGGACAGUGACACAAGGUGCACCGGUCGCCUGGUUCUCCGCCCGCCCCCGCCGCAGACCGCCCUCACUGCUUCUCCCGCUCACCUUCCUCCUCCUGCUCAGAGCGUCCUCGUCCCUGCCGCUGUCUCCCUCUUCCUCGCUAGACUCUGGAAAGAGCCACAAUGCCCCAGGAGGGACCUCCUCACAGCUCUCCGUCUCUUAUCCGCCACGCUCGUCCUCUCCCGCGCCGCACCACGCAUCCUCUGCCAGGUUGCCGAGGGCAACCAAUGUGUCAUCUUCGUCGGCGACAGUUGUGGGCCGUCACGUGCGGAGCAGCUACAAACAUCUACAAGGAGACGUGCGCAGGAGGAAACUAUUCUCCUUCCAGAAAUUCUUCCUGCGCAUCGACAAGGAAGGAAAUGUCAACGGAACCAAAAGCGAGGACGAUCCAUACAGUAUUUUGGAGAUCAAAUCAGUGGAUGUGGGAGUGGUGGCCAUCAGGGGCCUCAGCAGCAACCACUACCUGGCCAUCAAGAAGAACGGAGUGCUGUAUGGAGCGAGGGACUUUGGUCCAGACUGCCGUCUAACCGAACGCAUUGAGGAAAACAAGUACAACACCUACGCAUCGGCUGAAUGGCGAAACAAAAAGAGACACAUGUUUGUGGGACUGAACGCCAACGGGAGGCCGAUGAAGGGAAAGAAGACGCGGAGGAAAAACACAGCCACUCACUUCCUCCCCAUAGUGGUUCAACCACGAUAA
Molecule: messenger RNA, 1044 nt
Organism: Menidia menidia (Atlantic silverside)
Lineage: Eukaryota; Metazoa; Chordata; Actinopteri; Atheriniformes; Atherinopsidae
Source: the annotation of a GenBank genome assembly